CAGCAUCAGCACCAGCAGCAUCAGCAGCGGCGGCAUCAGCAGCAGCCAGGAGCUGGACAGAUAGCAGCCGCAGGAGGACGCGGUCCUCAGGCGCUGAGCAUGGAAGAGAGGCUUCACACACCAGCCAGCGAGGCCAGUCUGCCAAGUUGUGUGCUAAGGGGCCACAAACGUAAGCACGAGGAAGCCAAGGAGGAGGAGGAUGAGGAGGAGGAGGUGGAGAAUAAGCAGUCUGCUGACGAGUCCUCCAAAGACUCCAACGAGGAAGAGGAAGGCAGCAGCUCAGAGGCGGACGAGAUGGCCGCCGCCUUGGAGGCAGAGCUCAAUGACUUUAUGUGACGUGGAACCGUCACAGGAAAAGGACAACAACAACAAAAAAAUCAAACUCCAGUCGUCCCAACGAGUGGUACCUAAAAAAUUAUUUUUCUGCUUUGGAAUCGGUGUGUACUUAGGAUGUAUGAGCCAUGAAUGUGUGCUGUAAUAAAAAUGAAUGUCCUGUACAGAAAUUACAUGUUGCUGUGUAAAUAAAGGCUUAGAUUUUUCUAGCAUUGAUAUAUAGCCUUUUUGGCAUAAAACACUUUGAUGUUAAAAUUUUAUUGUAAGACAACAAACUGAAGGAGACAUUGAAAUUUGAUACUUUUCUUUUUUGUUUUACUGUUUUCUAUUUCAAUUUUUAUAUUCAUGAGAAAAAGAGAAAUGAAAUUAUAAAGCGUAAAUUUUGCCGGUCGUAAAUGCCAAAGACUUUGGAAUAGGUUUGCCAAGGUGUGCAGCUAAAUGUUUUACUCUUGACUUCCAGUUUUAUUUUUUUUUUUUGGCCUCCUCAACAGUUUUUUUAGGGUCAUAAAUGCAACCAGCGGAUCUAGACGUAUGAAUGUGUUUCCUCGAGUUGUUUCUUCCUCCUCCGUGUACAUUUGAAGACAUAAUGGUAAGCUAACUAUCUUUUUGUGAUUACCACACCCUUGGUGCAUUGUCACUGUAAAUUGAAUCCAACUAGUAUAUUUUCAUUUUCAUUGAUUGUACAAUGUUGUUCAAUUCAGAAGGAUAAACACUCCUACCAGGCCUCUGCUUAUCCUGAAGCCUUUUUAAGGGUAAGUUCAUCCAAAAAAGAAUAUGAAAUCAUAUUUUAUCACUUACCUUUUGAUAUAUAGAAAUUUUCUACACAUUUUCUAUAAAUGUUUGCAUUUGGUUUAGAGGUACAUACACACCGUUUAUGACUGUUUGCUCAAUUUUGGAAUCCAUUCGCGAUCACUUUCAGGCCGACAUAGGCCAAUUCCAUUUGUGGUGCUCCCAGCAUUAAAAACAAGAGUAACAUCUUUCUCCAAAAUGACCCUCAAUGUUGAUCUGGCUAAUUGAUAAUAAAUGCUAUUAGCUUAUUUUUUUAUAGAAACCAAUUAAUCAACCGAAGGGAUUCUGGAGACAGAUGUGAUUCUUGAAUUUUUCUUAUGUUGUUUUUAAAUGAUGGCAACACCAACAAACAAAAUACCAGUCACAUUCACAGUAUUGGGGUGGCAGCAGAAUCUCAAAGAUCUUGAAACCCAAAACUGUCUGAAUGGCGAGAUAGCACUGGGGGUAAGUGAAAAAAUAUGUUUGUGGUAAUUUGGUUGAACAAACAAGUCUAGAUGUGCGUACGGUACAAAAAUGUUUAAAAUUGCAAUUUUGAUGAUGAAGUAAAACUGAUAAAAGAGAAAGCAGGACUCACCAGCAUAUCAUCCCCUUGGUGUCCUCCACAGACCAGCCAAUACAGUGUGACUGCACUUUACUGACAUCACACAUUACAGGAUUUCUGGGUGUUGAAGACCAACUGCUUCCAUCUCUCAUCAUUUUCGGAGAAAAAAAAAACAGUGUACAGUAUGUUGUACCAAGGUUGCUUACAUUCACUGUUAAUGUUUGGCAUCUGUGUAGAGUCAAACCCAUAGCACUGAGUCUGUUUUUGUCUCAUUCAUUAAAAUAUAUUUCCCCUGCAUUUAGGUUAUAGAAAUAAAAAAAAAAAAAUUGUAAUUACUGUCCUAAGGCAGCAGGGCAGAUGUGUGUUUGGAUCUCUGUCCAGUAAAUGUUUUACCCUUGACUUCUUUUCACUUCAUACCUGACGGACUUCUUUCUACAGUGUCAGUCAUCCCAUUUUGUUUGUGUCAACAGUGUUUCCACCUUGAGUUCCAAUCGAAACAACUGACGUGUAACGUAUUUGUAAAUUUCGUACUUGACCCUGAGAGAAAAGAUACUUUCAUUG
Molecule: messenger RNA, 2224 nt
Organism: Seriola dumerili (greater amberjack)
Lineage: Eukaryota; Metazoa; Chordata; Actinopteri; Carangiformes; Carangidae
Product: RNA polymerase II subunit A C-terminal domain phosphatase-like
Exons: 2
Coding region: 100-336 (78 amino acids)
Source: RefSeq, a predicted model, not a curated record